Messenger RNA from Sinocyclocheilus grahami, 2622 nucleotides. RefSeq names its product UPF0505 protein C16orf62 homolog. Gene Ontology annotation, biological process: endocytic recycling. Gene Ontology annotation, cellular component: endosome. Lineage: Eukaryota; Metazoa; Chordata; Actinopteri; Cypriniformes; Cyprinidae. The record is from RefSeq and is a predicted model, not a curated record.
AUGUGUAUUCUUGAUCAAGACACCAAAGCUCUGGUGACAGAUUCUAAAUCUCGCCGUGGUGGGCGGAAAGGCAGCACUUCCUCCUCAUCUUCCUCCUCUAGUUCUGUGGCUCCGGAUCCACUCAGCUCAAUGUUGUAUGGAACCGACCCACUGUCUCUCUUCGCUGCGGUGUCUGAGACACCAACUCUCCCACACAGCAUCUCUGCUGGGGAGCUGGGACGGAAACGUGAGGAGGAAGUGGGCUCAGACUUUGAGCCGUGGUCAUCUAAACGUGGAGAGAUCCUGUCUAGGUUCACCACCACAGAGAAACUGUCUAUAAAUCUCUUCAUGGGCUCAGACAAGAGUAAAGCAUCCAGUCCCAGCUCAGCGGUGUCAGAGAAGGUGCGCACUCGUCUGGAGGAACUGGAUGACCUGGAGGAGGGCUCCCAGAGGGAGCUCUUGAACCUGUCCCAGCAGGACUAUGUCAACCGCAUUGAAGAGCUCAACCAGUCCCUGAAGGAAGCCUGGGGUUCAGACCAGAAAGUCAAAGCCCUAAAAAUCAUCGUCCAGUGCUCCAAGCUGCUCUCUGAUACGUCAGUAAUUCAGUUCUACCCCAGCAAGUUUGUUCUCAUUACAGAUAUCUUUAGCAGAUAUGUUGAAGCUGCUCUUCUGAAAUGCAACCGCUUCUUGACAAAGUCUGGGAUUCAGGAGAUGCUGCAGAGACUGACAGCGAUGAUCAGAGGAAUAGGAGAUCCACUGGUGGCUGUAUACGCACGUGCGUAUUUAUGCAGGGUGGGGAUGGAGGUGGCUCCGCAUCUGAAGGACAGUCUCAAUAAGAAUUUCUUCGACCUGCUGGCCUCAUUCCGUCAGGUUCAUGGUGAAAGUGUGCAGAAUCAGCUGGUGCUGCAACGGGUGGAGAUUCCCAUCUAUCUGACCCUCUAUUCUCCUGCCAUACACUGGAUCCUGCAGUGUGUGGCAUACAGAGCGCCAGAGGUUCUGCUUACAGAGAUGAUGGACAGAUGCAAGAAGCUGGGCAACAAUGCUCUCUUGCUGAACUCUGUCAUGUGGGCAUUCCGGGCAGAAUUUGUCGCAACGAGAGCAACAGACUUUAUUGGCAUGAUCAAAGACUGUGAUGAAGCUGGAUUUCCCAAGCACCUGUUGUUUGCGUCUCUGGGUCGCAGUCUGUCCGUUGCUGACCCUCCAGAGAGUGAGAGACUCUCCAUACUCAACGAAGCUUGGAAGGUCAUCACUAAAGUGCGCAGUCCAAGGGAUUACAUCAACUGUGCUGAGAUCUGGGUGGAGUUUACCUGCCGUCACUUCACAAAACGGGAGGUGAAUACGGUUCUUGCUGACAUCAUCAAACACAUAACUCCAGACAGAGCUUUUGAGGAUGCAUAUCCACAGCUGCAGUCAGUGAUAAAGAAGAUCCUCACCUACUUCCAUGACUUCUCUGUGCUCUUCUCAAUGGAGAAGUUCUUGCCCUUUCUGGACAUGUUCCAGAAAGACAGUGUGAGGGUGGAGGUGUGUAAAUCCAUCAUGGAGGUCUUCAUCAAACACCAGCAGGAACCAACGAGAGAUCCAGUCAUCCUCAACGCACUGCUGCACGUCUGUAAGACCAUGCAUGACUCUGUCAAUGCUCUAACACUAGAUGAUGAGAAAAGAGCUCUGUCUCUGCUGAUCAAUGGAUUUAUUUGUAUGGUGUCAUUUGGGAGGGACUUUGAGCAGCAGUUGAGUUUCUGUGUGGAAGCCAGGGCAACUUUCUGUAAUCUGGAGCCCGUCAUCAUUCACCUGAUUCAUACAGUGAAUCAGUUAGCCAUGGAGACCAGACAUCACUCACGUAAAACAGCUGCUUUUGUCAGGGCAUGUGCUGCCUAUGGUUUCAUCACCAUUCCGUCCCUCACCAGUAUCUUCAGCCGUCUCAACCUCUAUCUGCUCUCUGGACAGGUAGCACUGGCCAACCAGUGUCUGUCCCAAGCGGAUGCAUUUCUGAAGGCAGCAGUCAGUCUUUUGCCAGAAGUCCCGCGAACCAUCAGCAUUGAGGGUAAACAGCGAUCAUCUGAGCCCUUCCUCCUCGACUUCAUUAACAACUUCCUCUCCACACUGCUCGUAGUGCCGGAUCAUCCGGAGCAGGGUGUGCUGUAUCUGGUGCGAGGGCUGUUGAAUAUGGUGCAGGACUACACCUGGGAGGACAACAGUGACGCUAAGAUCCGCGUCUACAUCAGCGCUUUACCAUUACUAGGAGCAAUGAGCCAAGAAAGCUAUCUUUACACCAUUCCUAAAGUGGAUUCCAACGAAACCCUCUAUGGAGGAGAUCCCAAGUUCAUCGCAGAGAUCAACAAGUUGUGUGAGACUCUGAUCGGUCAGGUUCUGGAUCAUUUAAAGGGGCUGGGCCGAGAUGAGGUGAGAUACUGUGUCUCUAAAAGUAUCUACACCCUUCAGACAUGAUCAUACAUUUUUCAAUGUCUCAAUGCAUUAGACAACAAAAUGUCAAGGUAUAGAAGCUCUUUAAGGUUUUACAAGAUAAAACAAUAAGUAUGGUGUUCAAAAUGAAAGUAUUGUGACACUUUGUGGUUGUCGACAAUGGACAUUAGAGGUCAAACGAUAUUCACCCCCGGGUUUCACAGACAAGGCUUAAGCCUUUAG